Molecule: messenger RNA, 1875 nt
Organism: Lachancea sp. 'fantastica'
Lineage: Eukaryota; Fungi; Ascomycota; Saccharomycetes; Saccharomycetales; Saccharomycetaceae
Source: the annotation of a GenBank genome assembly
AUGUCUGGACCUUUACUGUACGCUCAACUCAAUAAUCGGCUUGUUUUCAAGCUUGCAUCUUCUUCGGGCGAAAAAGAUGCGGUUCUCACACUCGGUCCUACUGAGCAAGACGUCAGCAUCGAAUCAGUAGAUUCGUUUCCAGUCAACGGGGAAAUCCAUAAAGUGGCCGGUCUUAUUGGGUGUAUUAAGCUAAAAACCAACUCGUACGCCAUCAUAGCACGCAGAGUGGAGGAAUACGGUGCAUUGGUCGGCCAUAGGGUUUUCAAGGUCGUGGAACAUGCUAUUGUUGCUCUCAACAAGCAGGGAAGAAAAGACAAAGACGAACAGCAGUAUCUGGCACUUUUGGAGCUGCAACUUUCUAACGCAACGCUCUUUUUCUCGUACACCUACGAUUUGACGAAUUCUGCGCAGAGAAACGAGAAGUUGGGUCCAAACUCUUGGGAAAACGCAGACACCCGUUUUUUCUGGAAUCACUACGCUACUCAGCCAUUGCGCAAUCUGGCUACUGUAGACCGCAGAGCUGCGGCUUUCAUUCAGCCCAUGAUAUUUGGAUACGCACAUUUCAUCGAUUCAAAUAUCCACAAUACACCUAUAACAAUUGGCCUCGUGACCAGACGCAGCAGAUUCAGAGCUGGCACCCGAUACUUUCGUCGUGGUAUUGAUGCAGACGGCAAUGUAGCUAAUUUCAAUGAAACUGAGCAGUUUUUGGUGACCAAGACUGCCGGUAAAACAGAUCGGUCGGAUUUCUACGCGUUUUUACAAACUCGUGGCUCUGUUCCUGUGUACUGGGGCGAAAUAAACAACCUCAAGUACAAGCCCAGCGUGGUGCUGGGCCCCAACGCCAGCUUAGAGUCUACUGCCAAACAUUUCAACCAGCAGAAGCAGCUUUACGGCGACAACUACCUGGUUAAUCUAGUCAACCAAAAGGGCCACGAGCUACCGGUGAAAAACGCUUAUGAGUCUGCCGUCAGCGGUCUUGAGGACCCUAAGAUCCAUUACGUCUACUUCGAUUUCCACCACGAGUGCCGGAAAAUGAGAUGGCAUAGAAUUAAAUUGCUUAUUGACCAUUUGACGAAGAUGGGACUUGAUCCAAAAGACGUGUUCCAUAAAACCGUGGCUCUGGAUGGAAGCACCAUCGACCUGCUCAAUGAACAAAAAUCAGUUGUCCGCACAAACUGCAUGGACUGCUUGGACAGGACAAACGUGGUCCAGUCGGUGCUGGCCCACUGGGUGUUGCAACAAGAGUUUGUCACCUCGAAAGUGCUUUCCCCGGAUCAACUAUGGGAACAGGACUUGAAACUUUUAGUACAGUUUCAAAGCUUUUGGGCCGACAACGCAGACGCGGUAAGUUUCGCCUACUCUGGCACUGGCGCACUCAAGACAGACUUUACAAGAACCGGUAAGCGUACCCGGGCUGGUGCGUUCAAGGACUUUUUGAAUUCUGUCUCUCGCUACUACCAAAAUAACUUAACUGAUGGCCCCAGACAAGACAGCUACGAUUUAUUUUUGGGCAAUUUCUCGUUAUUCGAUAGUGGAAUGCAAUCUCCAUUUACUGAUAGAAGACCAUUCACAAUCCAGAUAAUACCAACCGUGAUUUGCGCUGCUCUAACUGUUAUUGCAGCCACCAUUUUCUUCCCCAAAAACCAUUUUACAAGUUCCAAGAAUCUCUCAUUUUUCUUCUUGUCUAGCGCUAUUGUAGCGCUGUCUUUGAGAUUUGUUUUCAAGAAUGGUGAGCAGUUUGUGAACUGGCCCAAGCUGAACGACUUGGGAUUUUUGGUUGCACUUCAGACUCACAACAAGGAGCGUACUUUCAAAGGCCUCAGGUACGUUCAAAGCUCUGAUUUUUCGAAACCGGGAACUUCCAAAAACGAUUGA